AGACAUAACUCCAGAGACGGUGAGUCAAACAGGGAAAGGACGCUGUGUGCAUGCAAUAUAAACUUGAGAUUUGCGGAGCCGAGUUGUGACGGCAUCACCGUCACUGUCACAUUACCGUGGACGUUGAGGGCUUGAGGCUACGAGUGGAGGGAGAGAUGAUCGUGACGAAGAUAUUUGUGUUCGAAAAAACACCGGCUUCCCCAUGCAUCCUCCUCCAAGUGACAGAGCUCGUCGAAUCGUACAUAAUCUGGGUCGGCAUCAGCGACACCCCUGUAACAUCAUCUGAGCCUCAGGACAUUCUUGAACAAAGAAUAUCUCAGGGAUGUUUAGCUACUGAUUGGGGAUGUGGUGUUCCGCCUUUAAAAGACGGAACAUUCUCGAUCAGUACACCUUUAUUCCGAUCCUCAAGCAACGAUAAUUCUCUCUCUAUGUCAUUGCGAUUAGCCCGUCGGUUCAAGAAACAAAUCUUCCUCUCAAUAGACGCCACCUUCUCGUUAGGAAACCCAGUUAAUCACUCGCAUAUUCUGCUGCAGAUUGAAAGGAACUUAAUCUCAGCACUCAAGUCACUGGAGACACAUGCCAUAUGAUAUAUUCUUUCUAUUAUAACACAUCCCGAAGACACCAAACCGCUAUUAAAAUUUAUGGCUUACAUACUGACAAUGAUGAUAUCUGAGGGUGCCCAAAUUACAAGUGCCGAGAGUUGAACGGAAAACGGAAUGAUGUAAAAUAUUGUCUGUAAGAUGAAUGUACGAAUGCAUAGCGUCACCCAAACGGUGGCGGGUUCACU
Messenger RNA from Cantharellus anzutake, 787 nucleotides. RefSeq lists its product as uncharacterized. Bases 156 to 587 code for a protein of 143 amino acids. The transcript is spliced from 3 exons. The record is from RefSeq and is a predicted model, not a curated record. NCBI's taxonomy places the organism in Eukaryota, Fungi, Basidiomycota, Agaricomycetes, Cantharellales, Hydnaceae. Gene Ontology annotation, biological process: proteasome assembly.